Molecule: messenger RNA, 9654 nt
Organism: Lymnaea stagnalis (great pond snail)
Lineage: Eukaryota; Metazoa; Mollusca; Gastropoda; Lymnaeidae
Source: the annotation of a GenBank genome assembly
CCACAGUUUUGUGCUCUUAUUUUCCUCAUUUUAGUUAUAGGCCUACAUUUAUGGGCCCACUUGUAUUUUUAGAAUUAUUUUAUACUCUUAUCUAAUAUUGAAUAUUUGCGAAACUGUGUGUGUGUGUCUAAAACAUCAGGGAACAAAUAAUGACAUAUAUAAUCUCCAAAAGCCGUAAUCACGGCCAUACAGUUUUCUGGCACACUCAGUUUAACAGUUAAUAUGCUAUUUAUAUUAUUUGGUAAGUAUUCAUAUCUUAAUGAAAGUUUUGCAACUGCUAGCACAUGGUUACCCCAAAUUAAGCCUAAAAUCGUUUAGUUGUAUUAGUGUAUAGUGUAUCACGACCGGCGCUAGGGUUGUGCAGUGCCUUGGGAAAAUACAAAUUUUCGGGGCCUGACUUUUGCCGAGAUAUACCCCUGCCAAUAGAACACGUCAUAGUCAUACUGCAUGCAUGGGCGCCCGCAGGUAGGGGCAAGGUGGGGCACUUGCCCCCCCCCCCUAGAUUGAUUGGAUAAAAAAUUUUUAGACCAAAAUAGACAAAAAAUGUAUUAAAGUAAAGAGAAAAUGAAGAGAAAGUAUCUAAGCUGAUGUCCUGUCCGUUCGUUCACCAUACAAAUAUACAAAUACGCUACAGUUAAUUAAAACUACAUUAAAACAUUACUACAAAUUUUUUGCCCCCCCCCUCCCCCGGAAAGUUAAUCGAUUUUUUUUGCCCCCCCCCCUAGAAAGUUUUCUCCGGGCUCCCAUGACUGCAUGGGUCUCACUGGUCAUAACUGGACACUUCAGAGUUAUACUACAUGGGUCUUACUGGUCAUAACUUAUCACUUCAUAGUCAUACUGCAUAGGUUUUACUGGUCAUUAUUUAUUGUCACGUCAUAGUCAUACUGCAUGGGUCUUACAUGGAUGAUCUCAGGUAAGUUUUAUCAACCUUUAUUUUGAAAAACUUCUUUGUGCAUAUGCCAGGGUUAUCGGCGCUGUCAACAUUAUUUUGUUCGCGACUCGCGAUCACGAUUUUUCGUAAAAGAAUCUGACAGUGGCACAAGCUAUUGAAGACACUGUACUUAUCCUGGAACCAUUUCUCUCAAGAUCUUAUUUGAUAAUUUCUUUUUCCCCUUAAGAAAGGAAUUCUUUUCUAAUGCCACUGCUUUUUCACAUCUUUUUUCCUGGGGUCGCACGCUACAAUAACUGGGCCAUGAGCCGUCCUUUCAGUUCGGACAUGUGCGCGCCCAGGAGUCCUUUCCACAGCCUGGUACAUGAAGGUAUUGCUAUUUUCGUUAUACUGCGACUGCUGUUUCGUUAGCCUUUCUUAUAAAUUGAACAACAGUAUUUUCUGUGUCGACGGGUUUUGGUAAAACAUCAUCUCUAUUCCGGGAUCUGGCAACUGCUUAUCUCUUGACACCGAGGGUUGACGAAGGCAGUGCACACAAGGCAGUAGAUUUCUUUGCAUAGUAUCAUAGUGGAAAACGAGAAGUAAACUAUUUAAAAAAAAAAAAAACAACAACACUUGGACCCAUCGAGUAUUGUCUCGAAAUACCCGUACCUGGUGUAAAAAAAAAACAACAACUGCACCCGGUUAAGCCCUAGUUAAUAUUAGUUAAUUAAUAUACACUAUUAUUAUGGAUACGUGCGGAGGGCGGAGACCCACAAGCACGGGGCUUUGAGCGGUCACCCCGUUCGCCUACCUCUAGCACCGGCCAUGGGUAUCCUAUAUUAGUACUCUAUGGGAGGGGUGGGANAAUUUAAAGGAAAAACAAUGAACUUGUCUUUCAAAAAAAAAAAAGAAGUAAAUGAGUGUUCUUUUGUUUGCAUCAAGUUCAAAAAUAAUUUACGAAACUUAAUUAAAUAGUGGAACCAUUAUUUGAUGUUUCUAAUAUUUAAGGCAAACCUGGAUACAUCAUCGGAUUCUAAAUAUCGUAUUGUUCCGAAUAUUGGCAGCUCCUAAUUAUUAGCCACAAGCUUCUUGGCGUUCUUCGAAUUUUUUUUUCUAAUAAGGUAUUUUUAUUUUAUUAUUUUUGCAGCAUACCGAGUUUUAAAGACUUACAUUAUGGUAAAAAGUGAUAGGCCUACACAUACUUGGAGCACUACGGAAUUCAAUGAUUUUUCUAUCCAUAUAAAAUAUAAUGGCCUAGGCCUGAAAUAGUCUAGACCUUGCUAAGUAUGAAAAAAUUCCAAUAUGUUUUCAAUAUCUUUUUCCUUCACAAAAUAGUUUCAACUUUUAAAUCAGGGCAGGGUGUUAAUGGUAUAAUGCAGGGGUCGGCAACCUUUUGAAACGGAAGAGCCAAAAGUUACAAUUUACCAAAUUUCCCAGUUUUUAAAGAGCCAUUAACAUUUUUAUUUCAAUAUAAUUAUUAAUAUUUGCGCAUGGAACUGGUGAGCCGCAUCUUGACACCAAAAGAGCCGCAUUGCGGCUCGCGAACCCCAGUUUGCCAACCCCUGGUAUAAUGUCAUCACGCUUUAAAAAUAUAGUUAUUAGUGAAAUUUUUGCGAUUCAUAUGCAAUUAAUAUAAAUAAGCCAAAACAUUAAAGAUAUGUAACCUUUUAUUCAAAACUGUAUUUUUAAAAAAAAUCUAUAUUGGAAAUAUAGAAGAAGAGUAAUCAUUACUAUUCUUUUUUUGCGAUAGCCACCUUUUUAAAUGAUUUUUUAAAAGAUUAAUUUACUAAUGAAGUAGUUUGAUCAAACAAUAGUUUAAAUAAAAAUUAUUGAGCUCAAUUCAGCCUAAAUCUGACAAUUAAAAAAAAAACUUAACAUAACCAUCCCCCAAUAAAAUUUAUUUAUCAUAUUAAUAUUGUAGCCUUUUUUUAAGCCCCACCCCCUGUGAUGACAACUUUCAGUACUUGUAUAAACACAAGCAGGUCAAGAGCCACCUAAAUUGUCUCUCUUCUGUUACUUUCCAUUGAGUGCAGAAUGAUGCAAAAUUAAAUUUUCAGAUAUGCGCGUCCCUGCAUUUUGACCGUAUCAAAACAUUUCCGGAGAGACUCAACACCCUCGAUUGCCACCCCCCCCCCCCCACCCACCCCCCUCCCCGUGAAAGUGCGGGGGGGGGGGACCCAACGGUGGGGCAAAAAAAAAUGCCAUGGGGCGCGCAACAACCGAAGUUACCGGCGUGAUUCAGUGUGAUUAUUCAAAACAUAGAACGCGCUUUGAUAUAGCUUUGGUGUUCAAAUCUACAGUCCAAGCCUGGCAAUUACUAUUUGAAAUUAUGUACUUUUUUGUCCAUACCAGCCUUCACUCCCACUUUUUAAAUAAAAAAAAAUUAAUUAAAAAAAUUAUAUUGACUAAUAGUUGUGGUUUCAUUUCCAGUGUUAACUAAAAAAAAUUAAAAACGCCCCCCCCCCCCACCCCCGCCCUCUCUCGGUGUAGACAAUAAGUGAUAGUGAAUAAGUGGUUGAUUUUCUUCUUGCUAUUUGCCUACGAUAAAAGUGAACGGUAUUCAUAAAUGCAAUAAAUGAAAAUAGAAAAAAUAAAAUGCAAUAAUCUAAUCAUUUUCAGAUCUAUGCCCCUGAUUGAAAAGUAGGAUCUGCCAAAUUGGUGUAAUUGACCAGAAUGUCAACAAAAAAAUGGUUAAAGGCAGAACAGGAAGUACUCUGUACUGUGGCGACAAAUUUCUCGUCUACUCUCAGCACUUUAGGCUCAACUCCAAAUAUCAGUAAAAUGUCAAAUAGCGAUAAGAUCCCGUUGUUUCCUAAAGCGAAAUCUAUGUUUAUUCACAGUGGUAAUAUUAUCAAUUGGAAUCGACUUAAGCGGAAACCAAAUCAGAAUUCAACCGAUGAGGUAAUUAAAUGUAAUUAAAUAUGUGAGUUGAAUAACAACAGACAAAAUUAAAAUCAGAAUAUUUUUCCUUAUAAUUUUUUUUAGUCUAUUUGAAUUGAAUGGGUCUUGAUAUACCGGUACAUAAUAAUAAACACUUGUGGGUUUAGAAGAAUUAAAUCUAUAUAUAUUAUGUAGGUAUAGACUAUACUAAAUACUAUAAUAAUGGAUUUUCAUUAACAACAUGACAUAACAUUUUUAUUGUUAAAAUAACAACACUAAAACAUACUGUAAUUUAUUAUCGUGGCCACUUGGCAAUAUAUCAAUGAAACAAAAACACACAUCCAAAAAAUAGACAUAGACAUAGUCGAUCCAAAAGAAUUAAAUAUAAAUGAUAUAAAUAUAAGAAUUAUAAAUUAUAUUAUAUUAUAUUAUAUUAUAGGGUUGCAGUUGCUUUGCCUAAAAUUCUGCUGAGUCACAAUGAAAAGAUGCAUUCUUGAAAUCAAUUUAUCCAAUAAAUUAAUUUAAUUUAAAUAAAUACAAAAUAUAAAUAAGCCAAUAUCUGAAAUAAAUGAGCCAAUUAGACACACAUUUAAAAAAGAGUAGUUAAUAAUUACUUUUUAAAAAUAAGUUAAGACUGACAAGUUUUAAGUUAGUUUUUAAAGGUAAUAAAAUAGACAUAGAUAGGCUACUAUACAAAACUAUACCAUAGACUAUACAAAUUGGAGUUACCCUGUCUAUAGCCUAUGUCAUGAUCAAGUCUCUUUUUAUAAUAUUUUUAUGUACAGCACGGUGAGCCUAGCCCGGGGUACUGCGCAAUAUAAUACCACUUAUUAUUAUUAUUAUAUGCUAUACUACAUAGUCAGAGGCUCUUUAGAACCCUGGUGCAUUCUGACCUGUUACUCACUACCUGGUGAUCUGCCUCUCAGUGCCUGGCCAGCCAGAAGAAGAUUUAAAAUUUAACAAAUUAUGAAUUUUACUAUCAUUAUCUAUAAUGAUCUAUCUGAGCUUUUCAAACAUCUAUUUCUAAAGCUUUCUGAAACUCCACCCUGUCCUUUCUCUAGCAGCCAACUGCAACUUAGUGACAUAGUUUCAGUGUUUGAUUUUGUUUAGUACCAAGUGGUGGCCGCCCAUUUAAGCACAGAAUUUGCUAGUGGCCAGUGAAUCCCAGAGAUGCAUUGUUAUACAAAAUCUCAUGAAUUAUUACACACAUUGUAUAUAUGCACUGUUAAAAGCAUUUCAUUUUAACUUUAAUUUCAAUUAGUUGAACUAGAGUUGCCUGCUUUAGAUUUUCUGAGAAAACAUCGGUAAUACCCCAAUCCGAAGAAAUCAUUUGAAAUGCUGACGAUUUUAUUAUAACUCACAUUUAUAAAAUUGAUGGCUAACAAAGGUAAAUGAGUGCUUUGUUAGGCUGUGUUAAAUUAAUUUUAGCAUUUUGCAACCUCAAGAAAAUUUGUAUCAGUUAUUCAAGAAGCAUUUUGAAUUAUAUUGACUCCCUAAUACUAAUAAUGAUACACAUUGAAAAAUAACAUGAAUUGGAAAUUAUACAUUUAUUUCGUGAUGGAAAACUUAAGUUUCCUUGGCGAGAAAAGGAGUAAAACUCAAAUCCCUUGCCUUUACAGGUUUGUGAAUGCAUUGGGACAACCCUAGGAGCUUACCUGGAGUCUGCUAACAAAACAGAUUUGCAGUACCUCACAGAGUUACGCAAGGUCAACACUGAAAAUAUUCAAGUUCUUGAUGAAAAUGAUCGAGGCGAAGUCAAAAUAACUGGUUAUUAGCAAAAUGUUUACCUUACUAGCUGAGCAUAAGUCUUUGAAAUCUUUAUAUUUCUUUAACUGAUUUUUUAAAAAAAAUUCACGGAAAAAUCUUGAGAAAAAUUAAUUAAUUGUUUUUAAUUAAGAACUUAAAUACCAGAAAUAUUUUUUGUUUUCUUUCUUGUUCAGUAAACUGAGUCUGCAUUUGUAUAUUUGCAGCGCACUUUUUUUAAAGUUUCAAUUAGCUUGUAGACUGAAGGCAACAGUUUGCUAUUUUAAAAACAAUUUUAAAAAUCUAUCUUGCGCAGUCUUUUAUUUCCAUGAGAAAUAAAAAAUUAUUCAAUGAAACAUAUAUUUAGUCUUUGAAUAUAUCCAAUGUGAUUUUGACUAUUAAUCAUUCUGGUAUAUUAAUUUUGUAUCUCUAACCAGUCAAGGUGUUUAUAUGCACACCCCAACCUACAACUGUGAUUAAAGACACUGUAAAUAAAGGUAACUUAUUUUCAAGAUUACAGCAGGGUUUUGAAUUGCAAUUUAAAACUUUUUAUAGGCUUCGGAGCAUCUGAAUUUCUUAUGAUUGUAAGUUUUAGGUUGUUUUUUUUAAAUUUGAGGCAAGCUAGUCAAUGCAUGACAAAGAAAGUUCAUUAUUUAGAUUGAAUGAAGUUUCAUUAUGGGCUUGCCAAUCAAUGUCAAGAAAGUUCAAUAUAUCUUUCUCAAUUUAAAAAAUCUAUUUUAAAUUGUCUGACAUUGUCAGUAUUUCCAAAACUUUUUUUAAAUUUUAUACAUGCUGGUGUAAUAGCCACUUUCAAAUCUGUUAGGGAUUUCAAUGUACAUAUGACUUUAGGCACAUGACAGGAUUGACACUCCUAAUUAUUUUCAGUUUUGAAUGAACUGGGAACAAACUUUGUGGAGACACUCCUGUUGUCUGUUGCACCUGUCAGUGAAGAUGAAGAUGAACCCCAAGACUCUGGUGUACGUUUUAAAAAAAAACAUUUUUUAUUACGGUACAAAAAAUAUUUGGUUUUAUAUUCUUUCAGUGGCUGAAGUAAAAUUAUUGCAUUUAAUUAUCACUUUACUUGGAAAUUAUUCCUGCUUCUUUAAAGAUUUUUGUCUGAAAAACUGAAUUUUAAUUUUACAUUGAUUUCAUCAAGUUAAAUAAAACUGUAUUGCCAACAGCACUCUAUAUUCUAUGUGGCUUAGCUCUCCUUGAAAAUCAUUCAACCAUAUUGGGAAGCUAUGGAGCAGUUAGUUGCUGAAGAUAAAGUUCUCUCUCUUGGCGUCUGUGAUCUCAACAAAGAGGCAUUUGAGGACCUUUACAAUUGGGCUAAGGUACUCAUUCAGGAAAAAUGUAUUUUAGUUUAGAGUACCGGUACACUUCUUGGUUAUUUUCUUCCUCAAAAAUCUAAUAAUCUAUAUUUUGUUCAAAUAUCUUUUAGUCAGUGUUAGAUGUUGCAGAAAAACAAUGUUGGUGUUAGUUUUAAAACUUUGCCACCGUGUCGUCGUUCCCCCCCCCCUCCCCCUCUUAAACAAAAUUACUUGUGUAUUUGAAAUGCUUCUGUCUCCAUACUUUUAAUAGCAAAUUCUUAAUGGAAUGAUAACCUCUUACACAGUUUUUUUUCUUUACAAACAAUUAUAAACUAAGAAAAUUGAAGAUUACAUAUUUUCAUAUGUUGCAGGUGAAACCAAGUAUUGACCAAGUCAAUUUGGAAUCAUGUUGUGUCAUGCCUAAAGAUCUUACAGAGUAUGCUAAGUCUAUUAAUGUUCAGCUGUUGACUCACAAUGACAGACCAGGUAGGUUUUUUUUUUAAAUAUUUAAGUUUAAGUCAAAAUAAUAAAAAAUGUAGGUUUUAUCCCACCUUCUUAUGAUGUAUAUUGCAACAUUUUUUAAAGAAAUAAAAUGGAAGUUGAAUCUCAUAACUACGUCAAUGGACAAUUUAAUAAUUUAUAACAAUAGGAACUAUACAUGUUUUUUUGUUUUUUUUUCAAUAAAAUUUUGUAAGUGAUUACAUAAAUGAUUCUCUACAUUUAGUUACUCCAUCUUUCCUAAUUAUUAUUUAAAACAAUUAAUUUUGGUUUUAAAUUUUGUUUUAAGCUGAAGAUUAUUAUUUGCCAUUUAUGCUUUGUUAGUUUUGAUAAUUUUUAAAAUAUUGAGUAAAGAAUGGAUUUAUUUGGUCAUUAAAACUAAAUGCUAGAUACUUUUGCUUUUCAGUCUUCGUUCCCAAAGAAAAGUUGAAAGAGACUGUCUUGAGUGUGUCUACAGAGAGUGAUAGUGAGUCCUGGGCACCACAGUGGGUUGUCAGAUAUUCUGGAAUUUUAAAGUGUAGGGGCAUUAUAUCAAUGAAAGGCUACAUUUUCCAUGCAGUACGAGACAGGAAGCGAUAAAAUUCUUAAAAGUUGACAAUUGUGCACAAAUCAUAUAAAAUUAGAAGAAAUUAUACAUUAUAUAUGUUUAGAUUAUACAGAACUGGAUCUUACAGGGAAUGUAAAAUACUAGAUAUCCAAUAAUUUAUUGACUACAUCCAAUAGUGUUUCUUUUAAAUAACUUUUCAUCAAAUGAUAUAUAUUUUUAUCAGACAUAAUAAAAAAAAAAGGCGUCAAUACUUUUUAAAAUAUUAAUCUUCCACAAUAUUCUGAACUUUAUCCACUGUGAUCAUGAGCAGCUGUCAGAGAGUUCAGGUGCAAUAGAUGAUUAAAAUACUAAGAAACUGCACCACAGUUGUUUUUCCUCCUAAUAAUCCAAUUACAAGCAAUAGUUUUCAGCAAACUCUAAUAAUAAUGUUAUACCAGGUGGUGGGAACUACACGUAGGAUUUUCUAGGUCAGAUAAUUCUUUUAUUUCUUUUUCAUUAAUCAGAAAUUGAGCCACAUAUCAUGUUGAUUUUUUUAUGUAAGAAAACUCAUGUACUAUGAUUCAAAACACUAAGUUCAAGUAUUUCAAGUCUGCACCAUUAAUAUAUGUCUAUGUUUUAACAAAGUGUACCCAGUAUUCAAAAUUACCAGCAAGCCAGAUAAUGGAAUAAUAAUUAAGGUUAAGGAUAUUUUAUUUUGCUUUUAGGAAAUAUGAUCUAUCCAUACCUUUUUUUCCUUGUUAAAUAUCUCACUAUAGAGAUCUGAUUGUUUUCACUUUCAUUAUACAGUUAUUGAGAGUAUAAUUAGUUGGAUUAAAGUGUGAAUCAUUAUUUGACAAUACUAUGAGGAAAUGCACUGUAUUAAGUUAUAUCACGAUGCAAUCUAGUAUAUUUAUCAUAGAGCUUCGGCAACUUGUAUUUCUAAGUUACACUUGUACCAAUAUUUUUUGGGGAAAAUCAGUAAGGAAAUUACUUCAUGAAUAAUUAUUCCCCUUGUACUAGCAGUACACCUACAUUUUAUAUAGUUUUUCAGGCCAUUUCACAUUAUUUAUAUUUAACGGUUAUUUGUGUGAAAAUUACAAGUUUUGUCAAUAUAAAUUUUUACAUUUAAACAUCACCAUAGAAAGCAACUUUUACAUUACAAAUAGUAUCCUGUGUAAUGAAAAAUGAAGUUACAUGUUUGUAUAAGUAUGCACCAUACUCUGCGUGAAACAUCUGUUUAAUAAAAUAAAUGUGAUACGCCGCAAAGCUUUCCUCACAAAACCAAGUGUUGUUUCAUUUUUGCUAACAGUUUUAUUUGGUUUAUUUUUUUAAUGUGUUCUUUAAAAAUAAAUUAAUAGUGGAACACAAUAUUUUCAACUUUCAAUAAGUUUAUUUACCUGGUCCUUGCACUUUCUAUGUUUUUCCAUAUUAUACUUCAAACAUUUUUUUCUUUUGUUUUCUUUUUUCAUGAUUUUAUUAAAGAAGCCAGGCAAUUAAUUCAAAAUAUAACCUACAUGAUUAAACAUGAGUUUAUGUUUUAGAUUUACUUGUUUUCUGAAAAAUCAUUAAAGAAAGUCCCACGUUUUAAAAUGUUUUUUUGUAAAUAAUAAUAUAAUAAUAAUAAUAAUAAUAAUAAUAUACUAAUUUGCACAUUAUUUAUUUUCGUCAUUGUUAAUUUGUGAAAAUAUUUCAUUGCAUAGUUAUAGUUGUUGCUGAUAUCUUAAAUAAUUAAAACUUGCUAGUUUGUUGGCUUGAAAUUAUCUCCAUGUCUUUGAAAUAUCAAUAUUUAUAUAUUAAAAUAUAUAUAUAUGUGUCAGCAGUUCAGA